AUGUUGUUCCGCUAUGUCCGUACCGUGUCACAUUUCUGCAGCAACUCGAGCUCUCCUGUUCCUCGACUCCUCCUUCUUCGUUACAAUAUUGCCCCAAAGGUCGCAGUUUUGGACUGUGUUUCUUCUAAUCGCUGUUUCUCUUCUGACACAUCAUCAACCGUACCCUCGGAGGCUGCAGCGGAGAAUAAUAGUUUAAAGUCGGUGGUAAAGAACUUUUCGUUCUCUAGCAUCUUUCAACUUUGGAAGAAUAAGCCUAUCCAGCAAGAGAAAGAGAAAGAAGAGUCUGUUGUGGAAGAAGUGAAAAACACAACUCCUCCUUCUGCUAUUGAUUUGGCUCUUACCUCGGUGGUUAAGGUCUUCACUGUCUCUAGCAAGCCUAGGCUUUUUCAACCUUGGCAGAUUAGCAUGCAGAGUGAAUGUUCCGGCUCUGGAUUUGUAAUCUCGGGGAAGAAGAUUAUUACGAAUGCACAUGUGGUGGCUAAUCACACAUCGGUUAAAGUAAGAAAGCAUGGUUCACCUACAAAGUACAAAGCAAAAGUUCGAGCGAUUGGUCAUGAAUGUGAUUUGGCCAUCUUGGAGAUCGAUAACGAUGAGUUUUGGGAGGGAAUGAGCUUCUUGGAGCUUGGAGACAUACCCUUAAUGCAAGACACUGUGGCCGUUGUUGGCUAUCCUUGCGGUGGUGACAGUAUAUCCGUUACAAAAGGUGUUGUGUCGAGAGUUGAACAGAUACUGUAUCCGUUAGAAUACAGUCAACCCUGGAAUACUGCAAGUAGCUCCACCGAGCUACUUGCAGUACAAAUAGAUGCAGCUAUCAACCCUGGAAAUAGUGGUGGUCCGGUAAUCAUGGGAAACAAAGUCAUUGGUGUAGCAUUUGAAAGUCUAUUUUGGUCUGAUAAUAUAGGAUGA
This is a messenger RNA of Microthlaspi erraticum, 906 nucleotides long. The record is from the annotation of a GenBank genome assembly. Lineage: Eukaryota; Viridiplantae; Streptophyta; Magnoliopsida; Brassicales; Brassicaceae.